This is a messenger RNA of Closterium sp. Naga37s-1, 2380 nucleotides long. NCBI's taxonomy places the organism in Eukaryota, Viridiplantae, Streptophyta, Zygnematophyceae, Desmidiales, Closteriaceae. The record is from the annotation of a GenBank genome assembly.
GUCGGGACUGCGUCCGCUCCGAGCUGGCGCCGCAGCGGCAAGGGAAAAGGGGGCAAGGGAGGUGGAGGUGAUGGCGGGGGAGGCGGUGGUGGGGGCAGUGGAGGCGGUGGGGGCGGUGGCGGGGCUGGAGGGGCUAGUGGCAGCGGUUGGGGUGGUGGAGGCAGCGGCGGAGGAGGCGGCCGGGGUGGGGGCGGUGGUGGGGGCGGCGGUGGACGCGGCGGCGGCAGGGGCGGUGGUCGAGGUGGUGGCGGCGGCGGUGGUGGCCGUGGAGGCGCUGGCAGUGGCCAGAGCCAGCAGCACACUCCGUCGCCCCAGGAGCUUCGUGAGUGGUACUCUCAGCACGGGGGGGGGGGGUGGCCUUAGCUGCACGUACGUCAUCCGCACUGGUGACCGCACUGGCCAGACGUGUGGGAGGGCGCACACCACGCAGCGCUGCUUCUCCCGCCUCGACGACGCUUGGCGUACUCAGUUCCCUACUGCCACUGAGCUGCCCCGCUGGGCUGAUCUGAUGAAGAAAAACAUUGAUAUCUAUGCUCUAGACUUUGAUGCUAUUCUCACUGCCAUGUAUGUGUUGUCUACUAGUGGAGAGGGUGCUCAGUACCUGCGUGUUCCGCCCGACCCGGGCAUUCGGACCAGUGAGGCUGCCGCUCUAGGUGCUAGUGCGUCUGUUGCCCUAGGUGCUGGUGAGGCUGCCGCUCCAGGUAUUCGCGUGUCUGCUACCCCAGGUGCUGGUGAGGCUGCUGCUCUAGGUGCUAGUGAGUCUGCGCCCCCUGGUACUGAGUCUACUGAGGCACUGCACACCUUCACACUGGACUCAGGUGCUUCUCGCUGUUUCUUUCGUGACCGCACCGCCCUUGAGCAGCUUGCUCGGCCAGUUGCUGUCUCCCUCGCUGACCCCUCUGGGGGUCCGGUCAUUGCGACCUCCUCCACUGUCCUUCCUUGUCCUGCGGUCCCGUCGGGCACACUGUCAGGUCUCCACCUCCCCUCGUUCUCUACGAACUUGGUGGCGGGUUGUGCGCUCCAGGACGGGGGUGUCCACCAGUUCACCCCUGCCUACGAGCGCGUGACACACUGCACGUGUGCUUGGACGGGUCGCCACCUGGCUACCUUCACUCGGCAGCCGGGUCAGCUGUCGGCCCCCUGCUCGUGUCGCUCUCUAGCGCACGAGACCGUCCUCUGGCACCACCGCCUUGGUCACCCGUCAGUGCAGCGCCUUCGUGGCAUGCACAAACGGUACCUUGUCUCUGGUCUUCCCAGGGUUCUCCCUCCCCUCCCACCCUCGCCUGCUCCUCCCUGUCUUCCCUGUGUCGAGGGGCGGCAGCGCGCCGCUCCUCACUCCUCCUCGUUUUCCCCGACGACUGCUCCCUUGCAGACGCUCCACAUGGACGUGUGGGGCCCAGCCCGUGUCCGUGGCCAGGGUCAGGAGAGGUACUUCCUGAUCGUUGUUGACGACUACUCGCGCUACACCACGGUCUUCCCCUUGCGCACCAAGGGUGAGGUCCCUGAUGUUUUGAUCCCUUGGAUCCGCGCUUCUCGUCUCCAGCUCAGCGAGCGUUUCUACUCGGACUUUCCUGUCCUGCGUCUGCACUCUGACAGAGGUGGUGAGUUCUCCGACCUCUUGGCAGCCUACUGUGCGGAGCACGGCAUCCGCCAGUCGUUCACACUUCCGGCCUCUCCACAGCAGAAUGGGGUUGCUGAGCGCCGCAUUGGCUUGGUCAUGGAGGUCGCUCGUACCUCCUUGAUCCAUGCGGCUGCCCCCCACUUUCUGUGGCCGUUUGCGGUCCGAUACGCUGCGCAUCAGCUCAACCUCUGGCCCCGUGUCUCCUUGCCUGAGACUUCGCCGACACUGCGUUGGACGGGAGAGGUUGGCGAUGCGUCGCGUUUUUGGGACGUCACUUUUGACGAGUCCGUGCCCUACUACCGCCUCUUCCCCUACCGCACUGCCCCGCUCCCCCCCCCGCCUCUCUUCCUCGCGCCAGGUGCUGCUGUGGUAGACCCCCUCCCCCCUCAGGGUGCCGCUCCCUCAGGCGCUACUGGAGGUGCUGCUGCUGCUAGCGGUGCUGCUGGCGCUGCUGGAGGUGCUGCUGGUGCUGGUGCUGCUGGAGCUGCUGGAGGUGCUGCUGCUGCUGGCGCUGCUGGAGGUGCUGCUGGUGCUGGUGCUACUGGAGCUGCUGGAGGUGCUGCUGGUGCAGCUGCUGCUGGAGGUGCUGCUAGUGCUGGAGCUGCUGGAGGCACUGCUGCUGCUGGCGGUGCUGCUGGAGCUGCUGGAGGUGCUGGUGCUGGAGCCGCUGGAGCUGCUAGAGGUACUGCUGCUGCUGGCGGUGCUGCUGGAGCUGCUGGAGCUGGUGGAGCUACUGGAGCCGCUGGUCCUGGAGUCUGA